Messenger RNA from Setaria italica (foxtail millet), 609 nucleotides. Its product is annotated as zinc finger protein GIS3-like. Gene Ontology annotation, biological process: negative regulation of abscisic acid-activated signaling pathway. The annotation marks the transcript as partial. Lineage: Eukaryota; Viridiplantae; Streptophyta; Magnoliopsida; Poales; Poaceae. The record is from RefSeq and is a predicted model, not a curated record. The transcript has a single exon.
CGGUGGCUGUCGCCCGGGGAGUCCUUCGCCUGCAACUACUGCCACCGCAGGUUCUACAGCUCGCAGGCGCUGGGCGGCCACCAGAACGCGCACAAGCUUGAGCACACCCUCGCAAAGCGCAGCCGGGACAUCCUCGCCGCCGCCGCGUCACCGUCCUUGUCCCCACCACCGACGCUGGCGCCACCGGCCAUCGUCUUCCACGCCGCGCCACCGGAACGCAACAACAACAAGGACGACGACUUCCUGCAGCAGGUGGCGCCACCGACACCGAGCGUCAUGAUGGACAUGGUAGGAUGGGGCGCUGACACGGCCGUCGCGGCUGACGGCGGCUGUGGUCGCCUCGGCCUCAGCCUCGGCCAUGGCCGGAAUGGGGACGGCGUCAACCCCCGCCCCUGCGGCGGAGGUCGUCGGCCGGGGGGCUGCGCCAUCGAGGAUGGGCACGGGAACUCGCACCCGAAGGAAGAGGAGGGGAAGGCACCCGAAGCGGCCGGCAACGGGAUGGUGCUGCCAGCGGCGGGGGUUGCGGCUGGCGGCGGGAUGGUGCGGCUGGCGGCGGGGGGUGCGGCCGGCAGUGUGGCUAGGGCGGGUGGCGGUGGGGGCGGCCGGUAG